Messenger RNA from Aureobasidium namibiae CBS 147.97, 402 nucleotides. RefSeq names its product DUF636 domain protein. Gene Ontology annotation, molecular function: carbon-sulfur lyase activity. The record is from RefSeq and is a predicted model, not a curated record. Bases 1 to 402 code for a protein of 133 amino acids. The transcript has 2 exons. NCBI's taxonomy places the organism in Eukaryota, Fungi, Ascomycota, Dothideomycetes, Dothideales, Saccotheciaceae.
AUGGCAUCUGGAAGCUGUCUUUGCGGAAACGUCUCGAUUGAGUAUCAGGGAGAGCCAGCACUAAAGGCACUCUGCCACUGCACCGACUGCCAAAAGAUUAGCGGCUCCGCCUUCAGCGUCAACAACGUAGUCUCGGGCGAAGGCUUCUCCGUGACCGGCAGCCCCAAGUCCUACACCAAGACCGCUGAUUCUGGCAAGAAGAUCACUUCCUACUUCUGUGGCGACUGCGGAUCCACCUUGUACAGAGAUGGAGAGAAUUUCCCGGGUAUGAAGAUUGUCAAGGCUGGUGUGCUUGGUGGCAAGACGCUAGAGGCUAGCAAGCCUAAUGUUGAAUUGUUUGCGCCUGAGAGACCUGGAUGGAUUGGUGCGCUGGAGGGAGCGGAGCAGAAGGAUACGAUGUAA